CAUGCUUUUGUGACUCAUUCCUGCAGUUCUUGAUAUGCAAGUGUAAGCUGGAGAGCAAGAAGGACGCGCUCCUCAUUCUGUCCAAAGAGCUGGACAGCUGUCAGCAGGAGAGAGACCAGUACAAACUGAUGGCCAACCAGCUGCGAGAGACACACCAGAGCUUGAAGAAGAAAUACAGAGAACUCAUUGAUGGCGACUCUUCACUUCCACCGGAAAAACGUAAUCAGGUCAAUCUGGCUCAGUUGUUAAUGGAUUCGAGGGAAAGAAACAAGAAGCUAGCCGACGAGAUAAAGGAACUGACUCAGAGACUCAGCGAGACACAGGGAGACAAUAAGCUGUUAAGAAUGACCAUCACCAAACAGAGGCUUGGGGACGAUGAAGUCGGGGUCAGACAUUUCCCUGCUCACGAGCGCGAGGAUCUGGUCAGGCAGCUGGAGAAGGCAGCACUGCAUAGAGAAGAGCUUGAACACAGUCUGAAGACGCUGAGCGAUGAACUGCAGGAUGUAAAGGCAGAGAGGACCGUGUUUAAGGAGAAGGCUGAACGUCUCAACCUCGAGCUGAACCACAUCUUGGGCGGCCAGGAGAAGCGUAUCAUCGAUGUGGACGCCCUCUGCAUGGAGAACAAGUCAGGGAGUGUUAAUGUCGCUCGUCAGAUCUUCGUUAUGUGUAAUGCAGUGGUUCUCAACCAUUUUGACUCCAAG
Sinocyclocheilus rhinocerous is the source of this 701-nucleotide messenger RNA. RefSeq names its product coiled-coil domain-containing protein 149-A-like. The annotation marks the transcript as partial. NCBI's taxonomy places the organism in Eukaryota, Metazoa, Chordata, Actinopteri, Cypriniformes, Cyprinidae. The transcript is spliced from 5 exons. The record is from RefSeq and is a predicted model, not a curated record.